UAGUUCCUGAUUUAGAUAUUUCGAACAUAGUAAUAGUUUCUCUUUCUUAUGAUUCUCUCAGAGUUUUUCUUUUUCAAAAUUCCUAGUUUUUUUCUACUGGGACAUAUCUCACAGAUGCAGUUUGCACUUCACUGCAGGUGACUGGAGUAAAUUCUUGAUUAUAUUUUUUUCUGUACCCACUUCACACUCGUAAAAUGCUAUUAGGAGAAACGGCACAGGCAAGUUUUAGUCUCUCGUUCGAGAGAUGGUUUUUCCCUUAUCAAAACUCUUGAAAUUUUUUUUUAGAGAAAAAACUCUUGAAAAUUAUUAUUCCUGCAAUCUACUAGAGUUUAACACCUCACAAUCCUUGAUUGCGAUUGUUAGUACGAGAGAGGAAAGAAAAUAAAAUAAAAUUGCACCCUAUUACUUAUUUAAGUCAAAUUUGUGGUUGAACAUUUACAAAAUCCCAAAUCCCAGAGUUAAAAAAGGAAAUCAAAUUUGUGGUUGAACAUUUACAAAAUCCCAAAUUCCAGAGUUAAAAAAAUAGAAGUACUACACGUGCACCAAUACUGAACACAAUUUCGUGUAUCCUCUCAAUUGCUGAUCACUCGAUUUUCUCUCAAAAUCUAAAAGCCAAUAUAUAUUUAUCAGAAAUAAACAUUGCAUUUCUUUUGUUCCAGAAUCAGAAGAUACCUCUGGUAGAUUCUGUAACCAACCAGCUUACAAAACUCAUAACUCUCGAAAAAACUGCAACAAACUACAAUUAUCAUAAUCCAAUCUCAAAAAGAAUAUAAAGAAAUUCAAAAAUCUAACAUCCAAUUUCUUUAUCCUUCAUCUCCAUCACCAUUCAUUCCCACCGCCUUCACAUAAAAUGCCCACCAUUCCUUUAACUAGAACAGCGCCACCAAGACCGCCGUGCCUCAGUCUCUCCUCCGCCUCCGUCGCGCCCCGGCAAAGACCCAGUAUUUGCUUCUCUUUGCUGAGGUUCAAGCCGAAGCGCUUCCAUUUUCUGAAGCCAUGUUCUUCACUCAGAGAGACCAAGAAAUCACAGCAGCAAACACUUCCCAAGACUCCCGACACAGCUCCGCAGAGCCUUAGGAGAUUCUUGAAUUUCAACCCGAGGAGCGAGAAUGAUGAGAAUAAGGACGGCGACGCCGCGGCGGAGGAGGACGGCGGCGGAGACGACGCUGCCGCGAUUAAAGGCACAAUCUUGGCGGGACUUCUGCUUGUGGGCGUUGUUGGUGGGUUUGGAAUUGUUGGGUAUGUGUAUAGAGAGCAGAUCAAUGCUUUCUUGACCCAGUUUUCUGGCUUCAUUGAAGGUUAUGGUGCAGCUGGAUAUGCCCUUUUUGUUGCAGUUUAUGCAGGACUAGAAAUACUUGCAAUACCAGCCAUUCCAUUGACAAUGUCCGCUGGCCUUCUUUUCGGCCCGUUCACUGGAACAAUUAUCGUCUCUAUUAGUGGCACGGUCGCAGCCAGCAUUGCAUUCCUAAUUGCCAGAUAUUUUGCUCGUGAGCGAAUUCUAAAGCUUGUUGAAGGAAACAAGAAAUUUCUUGCGAUAGACAAAGCCAUUGGGGAAAACGGUUUUAAGGUUGUUACUCUUCUCCGCUUGAGUCCAUUGCUUCCAUUCUCUCUCGGAAAUUACCUCUAUGGACUCACAUCAGUCAAGUUCAUCCCAUACGUCUUAGGAAGUUGGCUAGGUAUGCUCCCCGGAACAUGGGCAUACGUGAGUGCUGGCGCGUUUGGUCGAGCAAUACUUCAAGAGGAGGCUGAACUCGGAGGGUUAACCGGAGGGAACGGUCAGCUAUGGACACUGGGGAUCGGGCUAUUGGCGACAGCGCUCGCGGCAACGUACGUGACACGGCUGGCCAAGGACGCUGUGAAAGAUAUCGAGUAGAGAAGGCCUGUGCAUCAAUAUUGAUAGAUACACUGUAAAUUGAAAUUUUCAAUGGGGAACAAAUUCAUCAACAAAAUUUUCUCACUUCAUGUACCACUCUCCUAAAUAAGGAAAAUUGCUCUGCUCUAUAACGGUGUAUCGUGUGGCCUAUAGCCUUUUAUUUUGUCCGCGUUUACUUUGUAUAAUUGAUAAAAUGCAUUAUUGAGUA
Salvia miltiorrhiza (redroot sage) is the source of this 2081-nucleotide messenger RNA. RefSeq lists its product as uncharacterized. The coding region runs from base 851 to 1873 and encodes 340 amino acids. The transcript has 7 exons. NCBI's taxonomy places the organism in Eukaryota, Viridiplantae, Streptophyta, Magnoliopsida, Lamiales, Lamiaceae. The record is from RefSeq and is a predicted model, not a curated record.